This is a messenger RNA of Histoplasma capsulatum G186AR, 678 nucleotides long. RefSeq lists its product as uncharacterized. NCBI's taxonomy places the organism in Eukaryota, Fungi, Ascomycota, Eurotiomycetes, Onygenales, Ajellomycetaceae. The transcript is spliced from 2 exons. The coding region runs from base 1 to 678 and encodes 225 amino acids. The record is from RefSeq and is a predicted model, not a curated record.
AUGAGAAGAAACACAAGAAGAGACCCGGAUAGGAGGCUGGCGGGGACUUUGGAGAUACGGAGCAGACGAGGACCGGAUCAGGAGACACAAAACGGCCAAAAAAAACCCCCAGCCAGGCCAGAUCAGACUGAUCACAUUCCACCCAAGAUCGAGGCUAGAAAACCUAGGAACUCGCCACACUCCCACUGGCGUAUCCGCUGGCUGGGGGCACCCCACGUUCGGCAAGUGACGCAGCAUCUGAGGAGGAUAAGCACCUUAGCGCAAAGUGACUCUUCCCUGAAUUUUCCUGCAGACUGCCAAAUCUUUUGCGCAGGCAAUUCAUUCCGCUUUCGCGACGCUGUGAAGCACGACUUUACCUCGACUCUUCAGAUUAGAUACGAUGAUGAAGCAUACCGACUUUUUAUUUUAUUUUGGAUGACCAAGCAGCACUUUUUCCAACAAGUGCCUCAUGUUGUCGCAGAAACAGAGGCAAGGAAGGACAUUGCCUGGUACAGAAGUGGGGAUAAUAAUUACAAUGAUAUUGAUGAGACCGAACUGCAAAAGGAUAUGAACUUCAAUGAAUACUGGUCCCGAACAGUCCACUGCGAAAAAUUCAAGGAGCCCAUGCCAACAAAUGGAAAAGCCUACUGGUCCCACAGCCGCGGCUGCUCGUCGCUCCAGGGUUGCCAACCACUUUAA